This is a messenger RNA of Colius striatus (speckled mousebird), 728 nucleotides long. RefSeq names its product small integral membrane protein 20 (gene SMIM20). Bases 55 to 258 code for a protein of 67 amino acids. Gene Ontology annotation, biological process: mitochondrial respiratory chain complex IV assembly. The record is from RefSeq and is a predicted model, not a curated record. Lineage: Eukaryota; Metazoa; Chordata; Aves; Coliiformes; Coliidae. Gene Ontology annotation, cellular component: mitochondrial inner membrane. The transcript has 3 exons.
CUCCGCUUCCGGCGUGUUCCGGAAGCUGGGCGCGCACAGCUUCCUGGUGCGGUGAUGGCGGCGUUGUCCCGCACGCUCGGCAUCUUCGGGGCCUUCGUGGCUGUGGUGGGUGCAGCCUUUUACCCCAUCUACUUCCGACCUCUGCUGAUGCCGGACGCGUACAAGAAAGAACAGAUAAUAAACCGAGCUGGCAUUGUUCAAGAGGAUAUUCAGCCUGCAGGGUUAAAAGUGUGGUCUGAUCCAUUUGGAAGAAAGUAAUGUUGGCUGCUGGGUGUAUUGCAAGGCAAAACUGAAGAUGGACAUCUUCAGCUGUUUCUUCUUUCACGGAUGUGUGUCUUUGAGUGCUGCUGGAGAAGAAUUCUGAAUAUGCUGUGUGGAGCAACAAAGGCUACUGAUUGGAAUCCCAGGAGAUAAACAUGCUAGUUUUGACACAGGAUGCUAGGGCAUAGUGCACAGGCUGUUAGGGAGCUGAAUGAUUCUUGAGUUUAGAAGUGAAAUAUUUAUUUCCUUGAGAAAAGGGAAGAGAAUUUAUUUUUGUUAAUCUGUAAGCACUUGUAGAAUAAAUGAUGAAUAGAAUAAAUGAUGCAGACCGCUGCAGUUUCCUCCCUAGCUUGAGCACUACUUUUUGUGGGCUUAUUAUGAAAGCAUGAUCAAAGUAUAUACUGUUACAGAUUAGAAAAUAUAGCAUGGUGAGUGUAAAUUUGUACAUUAAAAUUUCUUCCUUUGAA